Messenger RNA from Acanthoscelides obtectus, 408 nucleotides. The record is from the annotation of a GenBank genome assembly. NCBI's taxonomy places the organism in Eukaryota, Metazoa, Arthropoda, Insecta, Coleoptera, Chrysomelidae.
AUGACGUGGGAUCAAAGAAAGCUUUUUGUUUCUGGACAUGUCAGCCUCCAGCCUCCAUCUAGGAAAACAACUGAAAAUGGAAGCAGUAGACGAGAAAAUACCAUGACAUACAAACUACAUAAUGGUACAGAAUUGGUUCAAGUCUGUCGCAAAGCAUUUCUCAAUACUACAGGGCUAGGAAGAUUCACAGUGGAAAGUUGGAAAAAAGAGAGUGUAUACGAUAUGAACGAGUCUAAGGAAGAAUUUAAUAAACAGCGAAAGAAUAGGAAUAAUAGGGUACGUGCUUUCGAGGACAGUAAAGCUUUCCUGAAUUUAUUUUUAGAUGACCUUCCGAAACAGCCAUCUCACUAUGUGAGAAAGGAUACCAGUAAAUUUUAUUUAGAGCAACAUUUCGUUACUCUGAAGUAA